GGUAGACAAUCAGUUACCUGGAUAAGGUAACUUUCAGAGUUCAGCAUUUCUAAACUCUCACUCAGAGAAGGAUCUUCUUUAUCCAACACCAAGCAUGGCCCUAAAGCAAGUUUUCCUGAAGAAAAAGAAAGUCAUCAUUAUAGGUGUUGUAGCAGUUGCUAUAGUAACCAUCAUCUUGGGACUGGGACUAGGAUUGGGGCUUCAGUUGGAGGACUGUCAGAAAAAGGUUGUCCACACUUCCUGUAAGAACCGUUGCUAUGAACCUUUGGAUGAGGAGGAGAUGGCUGGUUGUCGGUGUGACCAGCAGUGCCACAAUAGUAACAGCUGUUGCUAUGACUUCCAAGACAUCUGCCUCCAGCCAGCCCAACAAUGGGAAUGCAGCAAGCUGCGGUGCGGGGAGAAGAGGUUGGCAGAGACCAACUGCCACUGCUCGGAUGACUGCAUGAGUGCAGGAGAUUGCUGCACCAACUUUCAAAGUGUCUGCCAUGGUGAAAAACCAUGGGUGGAAGAUGAGUGUCCUGACAUGGCCCAGCACAGCUGCCCUGCAGGUUUCAAAAAGCAGCCACUGCUCCUUAUUUCCAUAGACGGACUCAGAGCAGAAUAUCUCCAAACUUGGGCCUCCCUGAUUCCAGUUCUGGAUAAAAUGAAGCAAUGUGGCAUCUCAGCACCGUUCAUGCAGGCUGUGUUUCCCAGCAAGACUUUCCCUAAUCACUACACCAUUGCAACAGGUCUGUAUGCUGAAUCCCAUGGUCUAGUGGAUAACAGCAUGUAUGAUCCUGUGUUUGAUGCGUCGUUCAGCUUGUCCAACACGGAGAAGGACAACCCUCGAUGGUACCUGGGUCAGCCGAUCUGGCACACAGCCAUGUAUCAAGGACUGAAAGCUGGAACAUUCUUUUGGCCUGGGUCUGAUGUCAAAAUCAACGGAAGUUAUCCCAACAUACAUGUACCAUAUGACGGCAAAGUGCCUUUUGAGAAAAGAGUCUUUACUGUUCUGAAGUGGUUGCGUUUACCAGAGCAUGAGAGGCCCGAUUUCUACACCCUGUACUUGGAAGAGCCAGACAAAUCAGGGCACAGUUACGGUCCAGUCAGUGGAGGGCUCAUCACAGCCAUCCAAGGGGUAGACAAGAUCAUCGGUCAACUGAUGGAUGGCCUGAAAAUGCUGAAAAUGACUCAGUGUAUCAACAUCAUCAUCGUAGCUGAUCAUGGAAUGGAAGAUAUCAGCUGUGACAGAAAGGAGGUGCUUCAAGACAUGAUUGGUGACAUCAGUGACUUCUAUGUCAGCGAAGGCCCGUUUGGGAGAAUUAGACCAAAGAACAAAGAUCUGCCCUUUGACUCAGCCAGGCUUGUGGCUAACAUGACAUGCAGGAAACCCAAUCAGAAGAUCAAGCCAUACCUAAAGGCUCAUCUGCCAAAGCGCUUUCACUUUGCCAACAGCAGACGUAUUGAGGAUGUCACUGUGAUGGUUGAACCUAAAUGGCUUUUUGAAAGGUAUCCAGGGUCCGUGUCCUUUUGUUCCGGUGGAGCUCAUGGAUAUGACAAUGAUGUUUACAGCAUGCAGGCCAUGUUUCUCAGUUACGGGCCCAAGUUCCUCUCCCAAACAGAAGUGGAGCCAUUCUCCAACGUUGAGUUGUACAACCUCAUGUGUGAUGUGAUGGAAAUCUCACCGGUGAAAAACAAUGGCACCCAUGGCAGCAUGAACCACCUCCUCCGGAGGCCCUGGUUCACCCCACAGCACCCAGCGGAGCAGACAGGCCCUGGCCAGUGCCCUCUCCUGACCCUCAACCCUGGUGAUGAUCUUGGCUGUGCAUGCCCCGCACCGGGUGUGUCCAACCCCAACUCUCGCCUGAAUCUGACAGCUAGUCAAGUAUCGGUCACCGAGAAGCAGCACAUGCCCUUUGGGAGGCCAAGACUGCUGCAGUCUGGUGUAAACUACUGCCUCCUCCACCACGAGGGCUUCAUUAAUGGCUACAGCAAUGCAAGUCUGAUGCCCAUGUGGAGCUCAUACACAGUUGAAAAACCUGCAAGUGAAGACCCUCUUCCAGGAGUCAUAGCAGACUGCUUGAGAGCUGAUGUUAGACUUGCAGCAAACCAGAGUGCCAGAUGUGAUGAAUAUUCUGCUGCUGGCAACAUCAUCCCUGCCUUCCUCUACCCACCCAAUCUGAACGAGUCUGCUGAUGGACAGUAUGACGCACUAACCAUGAGCAAUGUGGUGCCCAUGUAUCAUCAGUUUAAAAGAAUAUGGGACCACUUCCAGGUUGUCUUGCUGAGGAAAUAUGCCUUGCAGUACAAUGGAUUGAAUGUGGUCACUGGUCCUGUGUUUGAUUAUAAUUAUGAUGGGCUAUAUGACUCGGCUGACCAGAUCCAAAUAUAUCUCUCAGGUACACGGAUACCUGUCCCCACACACUACUUCAUAGUUCUCACAAGCUGCAAGAACUCCUCUGAGCCUGUGCUGAGCUGUAAAGAGGAACUCCAGACGGUCUCCUUUCUGGUGCCUCACCGGCUAGACAACUCAGAGUCCUGCAGUAGCUUACAACUUGAAUCCGCGUGGGUCGAGGACUUGAUGUGGUUUCACCAAUCACGGGUGAGAGAUGUGGAACUGAUAACCGGACUAGACUUUUAUCAAGACAGCAGCCGGCCAAUCCCAGAGCUCCUACGAGUCAAGACCCGCCCCACUGCAGCCAUUCACAGAAAGAUCUGAAGACACACACACAUACACGUACAGGUUCACAUCGGUGAAAUGUGUGGUCAUGCUGUAGAAUACUGGGGACAUUGCAACCAUAUGUAACUAAUGUCACUGGUUUAGCUUGAUUGUGAGUGACCUGCAAGUGAGUAAUAUAGUAAAUAGUGCUGUCAAACGAUUGAAAUAUUUAAUCGCGAUUAUUCGCAUUUAUGUCAUAGUUAACUUAAAAUGAAUCGC
This is a messenger RNA of Clupea harengus (Atlantic herring), 2917 nucleotides long. Its product is annotated as venom phosphodiesterase CdcPDE. Gene Ontology annotation, molecular function: nucleoside triphosphate diphosphatase activity; nucleic acid binding; metal ion binding. Lineage: Eukaryota; Metazoa; Chordata; Actinopteri; Clupeiformes; Clupeidae. Gene Ontology annotation, biological process: nucleoside triphosphate catabolic process. The record is from RefSeq and is a predicted model, not a curated record.